AUGCAGCUACUGGGUUUCCUGAUCGGGGCGCUUGCAGCGGCAGCUCAAGCAACCUCCACGAGCAAUGUGACCAAAUUCACUUCCUUUGCGCAGAACCUCGGGCUGUCCGCAGCCAAUACACGUGCUUUGGCAGCGCGAUAUGCAAAGGCUGACGACUCGGUUGCUAUCUUGAACGUUGCAUGUUUGACUGCGCAGGGUGUGCUUGGCGCUGCAAAUGUUGAUACAUCGCCUCUCAACCAAACUAUUGUGGAUGUAAACUGGUCCGAAUCGUGUUUUGCAGAGCCGCACUGCAUCAUUCAGCCCGAGGUAGCCCAGGACGUUUCUACGGCGGUGAAAGUCAUAGGUUUCUUCCAGGUGAAAUUCGCAGUGCGCAGUGGCGGACAUUCGCCGAACCCAGGAUGGUCCAGCAUUGGGAGCCAAGGUAUUCUGAUCGAUUUGUCUAAACUAAGCUCUGUCAGCCUGUCAAGCGAUGGCAAGGUAGCGAGUGUCGGUCCGGGUCUUCGCUGGGGCGAGGUCACGGAGGCAUUGAACUCAGAGAAGGCCGUGGUGCUGGGGGGAAGACUGCCCUCGGUGGGAGUCGGUGGUCUUAUUCUCGGAGGAGGAUAUCAUCACCUCUCUACUCGCUAUGGCCUAGCGGCGGACAAUGUGCAUAAUUUCGAGGUUGUUCUGUCAAAUGGAACAAUUGUUGACGCGAAUGCGGAGCAGAACAACGAUCUAUUCCGUGCUCUCAAGGGAGGUGGCCCCAACUUCGGCAUCGUUUCUCGUUACGAUCUAAACACUGUUCCGGUCUAUGAAGUCUGGGCGGAAAUGAGGUAUUAUUCCACCGAUCAAGCUCCCGCCGUCCUGGAUGCCUUUACGGAGUGGCAGCUCAACGGAGCCUCGGAUGUCAAAUCGGUCGUGGCUAUUGAUAUCUCUUUGACCUCUAUAGUCAUUGGGCUUGUUUACUCCGAGCCGGCCGUCAAGCCUAGCGCAUUUGCACCAUUUUAUGAUCUGGAGCCACUGUCUAUUCCGGUCCCCGGAAUGAACACCACGUUUGUCGUUAUCGAUGAACUCCUGGCAUCCGCAUUUCCCACUGCGAAGGCUCGACACGACUAUCGCGGCUGCAGUACCCGCAUCAACGCCAACUUGACCCGGGAUGUCUACGACUACUGGGUGGAGAAGGCCCAAGCGGCUUACCAAGCCACUGGUGUCAACCAAACCUUCGCUCUGCAAUACGUGGGAGAGAAUCUCAUCCAGAAAGGGAUUGAGAAUGGUGGAAAUGCCCUGAAUAUCCCAUCUGGCCCCCAGCAAUGGUGGACCACCAUUGUGGACUGGGAAAACGAGGCUGAUGAUGAGGCCGCGCGAUCCGUUUCCAUUGAGACGACAAAGUACUGGAAGAAACUGGCCAAGGAGCGUGGGUUGGAUGUGUCCUUGACGUACAUGAACGACGCCUCCCGCGACCAGAAUCCCCUGGAAUCCUACGGGGCGACAAGUCUAAAGCAGCUGAAGGCAACUUCCAAGAAAUACGACCCUACGCAGAUGCUCCAAAGGUUGCAGAACAACGGGUUCCUGCUUUCGAAGGCGUAG
Molecule: messenger RNA, 1566 nt
Organism: Penicillium roqueforti
Lineage: Eukaryota; Fungi; Ascomycota; Eurotiomycetes; Eurotiales; Aspergillaceae
Product: FAD-binding oxidoreductase
Exons: 5
Coding region: 1-1566 (521 amino acids)
Molecular function (GO): FAD binding
Source: RefSeq, a predicted model, not a curated record